AUGACGAUGAUAGCAGUUCAAGGAGUGAGUUUGAUAAACAAGAAGGUCUCUAAGCACGACUCAAUCAGCGAUGAAACGUCCAAGGCAAACAAGGCCGGACAGACGCUAGGGGUACCAGAGAAGAGCGCCAGACCUCGCUCGAAAUCCGACUCGAGCCUACAACCAAUGAAGACCGAGAAGGAUCGGGCUGACAGCCUUCGCACUGCGGUGGAGAAGAACAAGCCAGAAGAGGUCGAGGAAGCACUGAAACAAGGGGCGUCGGUCGAGAGCAUCAUGAACAAGCGGCAAGGUCGCCCCCUGCAUGUAGCUGCCAGUAAAGGCUUUGUGGGAAUCCUCGACAAACUCUUGCUUCGUGGCGCGAAGGUCAAUGCGUUGAAUGCAGACGGAGCAACGCCUUUGAUCGCCGCGUUGGACUUCGGUCAGGUAACCACGUCCCUGAUCCUGAUCGGAAGCGGAGCAAAGAUUUCGCCCAGGGCCAAGGGUGGUGAAUCGGCUGUUCAGUUUGCUGCGAGGCGCAAUCUUCUGCUGCCUCUGCAAUGCCUACUCAAGUCCGGCGCUGACGCCAAUGAAGCAGACGACGAGGGCUUGACACCACUCAUCAAGGCUGCAGGUGGGAGGGAUGCGGAUGGACAAAGCCUUGAGGUCAACAUGGAGAUAUUGCGCACCCUGCUCGAUGCAGGGGCUGAUCCUACGAUAGGGAGCGUCGAGGCUGGGAGGACGCCCGGCAGCCGGUUGGUGGCGAGUCCCUUACACAUCCUUGCUCGAGCGGACCACUCCACAGCCCUUGACCUGCUUGCGGAGAAGGCCGGUACGCUGGACGUGCAUGCCGGUCUCGAGUACUACCACGUCGGAGCCACUCCGUUGUAUGUGGCAGCUUUCUACGGAAAACGAAAAUUUGUCAGUGUGCUGCUGAAGCGCGGCGCAAAGGUCGACGAGCGAUGCCUCCCAGCAGCCGACCUGCCCAAUGCACUCUGGGCAGCGUUGCAUACCGGGCAUUUCGACACAGCGGCCGAACUGCUCGAAAAUGGAGCGGAUCCGAACAGCCAAGGCAGCGAAGACGUCCGGAAUGUGUACCUGCAUACGGCGGCCGAAGCUGGCUCAGAGACGGCUAUCAAGCUGCUGCUUGAGCACGGGGCGAAUGUCGACGCAAAGGACGCCAAAGGUCAGACCCCUUUCUCACGCGCCAUGUGGAAGGUACAGUACGCAGCUGCCCAGCUUCUCCUCGACAAAGGCGCCGAUAUGGACGCCAUAGAUAACCGAAAGCGAACUGCUCUCAUGUAUGCGGCGGCUUACGGCGAACUACGCGCCAUCCACUACCUCUGCAGUAAGGGGGCCAAACCCCAAAGAACCGACGACCGGGGCGAAAGCGCGUUUAUGCUGGCAGUUGCGUUCGGCCAUGCGGACUGCGCUGCCUACCUGCUUGCUCUUGGAGCCGACGUCGAGAAGAAAGCAGUCGGUGGAGCCACGGAGCUCAGAGAACCUUUCAAAGCUGUUGGCACCGCUGAGAAAGUGGCGAAGACUCACGGGAAUGACGAGAUCGCCGAUUGCUGGCUUCAGUGA
This is a messenger RNA of Anthostomella pinea, 1560 nucleotides long. NCBI's taxonomy places the organism in Eukaryota, Fungi, Ascomycota, Sordariomycetes, Xylariales, Xylariaceae. The record is from the annotation of a GenBank genome assembly.